GCACCCGAGGCAUAUGGUAAUUCCCAGGCUAGGAGUGAAUCAGAGCUGCAGCUGACAGCCUACACCACAGCCACUACCACAGCCACAGCAACGCGGGAUCCAAGUCACAUCUGCAACCCACACCACAGCCGGAUCCUAAACCACCGAGUGAGCCCAGGGAUCGAACCCGAAUCCUCAUGGUUACCAGUUGGAUUCAUUUCCACUGUGCCAAGACAGAAACUCCCUAUGCUUCUUAGAAAUAAAAAACCAUUCAGUUUUCCAUCAGUGAGGAGAAUGUUCUGGACCUCUGGGAAGAACAGUGUCCAGGGAAGGAGGCCAAGGCAGUGGGCAAGAGGGCCGAGCAGGAGGCCAGGGACUGCCCGGGGGGCCCUGGUGCAGGCCCGUCCACGCCAUGGGGCAGGGCCUCCUGCAUGCUGGGCCCUGGGCCCACAGUCGCGUAGGAUGAGAGUGGGUGCCCUGGAAUUCCAGGCGAUGCCCUGAAUGAAGUGUGUUGAAAUGAGCCGAGUCCUGCCUGGCCCAGGCACCGAGCCUCCAGCCCCACCUCUGCCGAUGGAGCCCCUGGAGCUGGGCAGCUACCAUCCGUGCACCUGAGCACACGCCCAGACUCCCUUCAUCCCAAAAGGUGUCUGUCCUCCGGUGCAAAGGAACCACAGUCCAGGGUGCAACGAGAGCUCAGGGCACCCCGUUUUUCGUGUGCUCUUCCCAGCCCCACACCCCGGAGGAAGGCAGACGGAACAGCCCCGGCCACAUUCCUCCACCGGGGCCGCUGCAACCUCAGGCCCCAAGCCUGACCCACAUAGCUGGGGGUACGGAAUGCCCCACGGGGCCCUCAGAGCCCCGGAACUGGGGGGAUGGGGGGGCGGCACCAACCGAGAGUCUCACGCCCACCAAGGGCCCUCCCCUUGGGUCUCUGACCUGCCCAUCCCGGGAGGCCCAGCGGGAGCUGGGAACCGUGUGGAAAUCAGGCCAAAGGCGAGGCUGGCUCUGAACUCUCCAUUUACUGGACAGCAUCCAAACCAGGACACCUGCAUGCACCUGCCCAGCACUGACUCUCUCACCUGGUAAUUCUUUUUAAAGCUCAGGAAGAAUAGUAAGAGCCUAAGAGACACAGGAAUGAGACGAAAUCCUUCUGUGUUUGUUUUCUUUCCACCACCAUCUUCCUACCAAGAGUGGACCAGCACACACUCGGCCAAGUUUCCAGAAGGAAGAAGCCAACGGGGCCGGGAGGCUCUCCCGUGCGGGGCUGUCCUGGGAGGGCGACGGCGAUCCUGUCACAGGUGAAGACGUGAAGGGCUCCUGCAGGGCACGGCCAGCCAGGCAGCCCAUCUCAAGGCCAAAUGUAGAAAACAGAGCUUCAGUAUUUGCCCAGCCAUGGAAUUCACUUAACCUCCCGGCAUAAAAAGGAGAGAAUGCAUUUUGUGUGUCCCAGAAGGGGGCAAAAAUUCCCCUGGGGCCUCAUAUCUAGGAGGGGACCCAGCCCCGGGAACAGGUCAGGAUGGGACAGUGAGCCACGGGGAAGCGGCCGCAGCCAGGCGGGGCCGGCGGGCUUUGCGGGAAGGAGUCCAGUUUUGCUUCAUCCGUAAGUAAACAAGGUGGGUCUUGAAAGAUGAGUGAGAGCUUAUCCAGGGGGAGGGCAGAGUGGGGUUCCAGGCAGAAGCGGCCCACACCAGGCCAUGGGGCACCGGGAGAUGAGUCAGGCUGCGGAGGUGCCAGCUGGGCGGGGCUCCUGGGACUGCGCAGCAGGCGGGACCGCCGGGUUUAUAUCAGCACCCGGGCGGCCGGGCCGGCCCAGUGACCUGGCAGCAUGUUCUGUGCACUGCUUCUUCUGCCCGGGGUCCUGGGCACCGCCCUGGCCGGCCCCAUCUCUGGCCCCGAGGAGUGUGCCAAGGGCUCAGUGGUGUGGUGUCGGGACCUGCAGGUGGCGACAAGGUGCGGGGCCGUGGGGCAUUGCCGCAGCACUGUCUGGAGCCAGCCCACCGCCAAGACCUUGCCCUGCGAUGUGUGCCUGGACGUGACGGCUGCCGCCAGCAAUGGGCUGAACCCUGAGGCCACAGAGACGGACAUCCUGGCUUUGGUGAUGAAGACCUGUGAGUGGCUUCCCAGACAGGGGUCUUCGGCCAGAUGCCAGGGGAUGGCAGAGGCCCACGGCUCAGCCAUCCUGAGCAUGCUCCACGGGGACCCAGGCAGCGCCCCGGCCCAGGUGUGUGUGGCACUCACCCUGUGCCAGCCACUGCAGAGGAACCUGGCUGCCCCGGGGCCGCUUUCCAAGGAGGAUACAUCCAAGGGAGAGGCCCCAUUCAUGACCAAUGGGCCCCUCAGCUUCCACCCUGUGCGGACUGCUACGAGCUUGGUGUGCCAGGACUGCGUCCGGCUGGUCACUCAGCUCCAGGACGCCGUUGGGCCCAGCCUGUCCUCCCUAGCAGAGGUGACCACACAGGAGCAGUGCGAGUCCCUCGAGCCGAGCCUGGCUUCACUCUGCAAGAACUACCUCCGCCAGUUUUUUGCGCCCAUCAAGCAAACACUGAGGUUUGUCCCCCCGCACGAGGUCUGCAAGAAGGGGGGCUUCUGUGAGGAGCUGGAGGGACGGGGCCGCUUGGCUCACGUGGCUUCGGUGGACAGAGUCCCCUCCCUGGAGCUGGCGUCACCGAGGCAAGAGAAGGAGCUCCAGAUGGAGGCCGGCGUGAUCUGUGACGUGUGCCUGCAAGUGGUCCAGAAGCUGGGCCACUGGCUGGAAUCCAACAGCACCCAGGCCAUCAUCAUCCACGCCCUGGACCGCCUGUGCUCGGCCCUGCCCGCUCCCCUGGUCCGAGAGUGUGUCACCCUGGUGGACGCCUACAGCCCGACCUUGCUGGAGCUGCUGACCAGAGUCACCCCAAAAAAGCUGUGCACGGCCAUCUGGCCGUGCAGCAGACGGCGGUGGGCCCGGGACGUCCCGGAGCCCCCUGCGACCCUGCUGCCCCCCCUGCUGGACAAGGAGAGGCACGGCGCCUUCUGCAACGGGUGCAGGCGGCUGCUGGACCUGUCUGCCCGCAACCUGGAGCAGAGGAGCACCAGGCAGGUCCUCCUGAGGACGUUCAAGGGCGGCUGCAGCAUCCUGCCGCUGACCUACAUGACCCAGUGCAACCGCUUCGUGACCGAGUACCAGCCCCUGUUCAUCGAGACGCUCAGGGACAUACUGGACCCCAUGACCCUGUGCACGAAGAUGGGCGCCUGCCACAGGCCCAGGACCGCGCUGCUGGGCACCGACCAGUGCGUCAUGGGCCCGAGCUUCUGGUGUGAGAGCCCGGAGACGGCUGAGAUGUGCAACGCCGUGGAGCACUGCCAGCGCCACGUGUGGAAAGUGUCGCCCUUCCACACCUGAGAGCACGCGUGACCCGGCCGCCCGAGACCCGGCUGGGGCCAGCACCCCCCACCCCGCGGAGGCCCUCGUCUCCUUGAACCCCACAAGGACCCUAUGAGGUGGGUGCUGUCCCCACCCCCAUUUCACAGAUGAGAAACUGAGGCUCAGAGCAGGGAGGGUGGAAAGAAGCAGAGUCUGUCUUGACCACCGGGCCCCGUGGCUUGGCCCUGGCACGCGUCACCCAUGGCCUGGGAUGAGGGGAUCGUGCCUCCCCCGAUUCCCCAUCACUGUGCUGUUGCUGGUGGUGUGGGGCCUGGCAGUGGCCGCUGGUGCCCCCUCUUCACCUUGGUGACGGGGGCAUGGCUGGGGUGAGCGGUGGCAGGGAGAGGAGGGGAGGAGCGGGACUGUCACGGGCGGAGGGCCGUGCCUGUUUGACCAGUUGGGGAGGGGACCAGGUCUCAUCCACAGCCACCAUCACCUGCUCAGGCCAGAGCUGCUCUCUGGGGUGGCCUCGAAAUGCACAUGAGGUGUGAGUAUCUGUAAAUCUUCCUGGGGAGCAGGUGGGGCUUCGCUCACAUGCUUCGAGGGGUUUCUGGGCUCCAAGCGGCCCACAGCAGGACCCCUCCCUGUACCCCAGGCUUAGGCCGCCCUAGUGACAGGCAGGAGGCACCCUGCGCCCUAAGCAGGGAGAGGGAAGAAAGCAGGCCGGGCGCUGGGCAGGCUGAGCAGACCCCUCCCCCUGUCGGAGCCUCGGCUUUCUCAUCUGUAGAAUGGGGGUGAUCACACCUGUCUCGUGGGGACAUCGAGACAAUGUGAGGAGAUGUCUGCGAGCUUCCUCCCCCCAAAGGACCAGCAUCCAUCCGUCUGCUGGGACCAGCAAGACCCAGCUCAGGGUCCCCAGAAGCAUCUGGCUAUGCAAGUGCUAAAUAAACUGCAGGCUUCCUCCAAA
Molecule: messenger RNA, 4289 nt
Organism: Sus scrofa (pig)
Lineage: Eukaryota; Metazoa; Chordata; Mammalia; Artiodactyla; Suidae
Gene: PSAPL1
Product: prosaposin like 1
Biological process (GO): prostate gland growth; regulation of lipid metabolic process; adenylate cyclase-inhibiting G protein-coupled receptor signaling pathway
Cellular component (GO): lysosome
Source: RefSeq, a predicted model, not a curated record